ACGAUCUUUGCUGUGUAGCGUGUUAGCUGGACCCUGUCAGUGCUGCUGUUUGCUCCUCUCUUGCCUGUGUGUCUGAACCAUAGACUGCCAAAGAGAAGCGACCAUGGCACGCACAAUGAAGAACAGGGUGUUUGUCAUCGGUGUGGGCAUGACAAAGUUUGACAAGCCUGGAGCCCGAGGCGAUUAUGAUUAUCCUGAUAUGGCCAAGGAAGCAGGCCAAAAGGCUUUAGCAGAUGCAGGAGUCCCAUAUUCAUCCAUUGAACAGGCCUGUGUAGGAUACGUCUAUGGGGACUCCACAUGCGGGCAGAGGGCCAUUUACCACAGCCUGGGCCUGACCGGGAUCCCCAUCAUCAACGUCAACAACAACUGCUCCACCGGCUCCACAGCUCUCUUCAUGGCUCGGCAGCUGGUUCUGGGAGGUCUUGCAGACUGUGUGCUUGCUGGGUUUGAGCGGAUGGAGAGGGGCUCCUUGUCCUCAAAGUAUUUGGACCGGACCAAUCCGAUGGACAAGCACAUGGAGGUGAUGAUCAACCGCUACGGCAUGGCAGCAGCUCCAGCAGCACCUCAGUUGUUUGGCAACGCUGGAAGGGAGCACAUGGAGAAAUAUGGCACAAAACCCGAACACUUUGCUAAAAUAGCGUGGAAAAACCACAAGCAUUCCACCAACAACCCGUAUUCCCAGUUCCAGGAUGAGUACAGUUUGGAGCAGGUGAUUAACUCCAGGAAGGUGUUUGAAUUCCUGACUCUGCUGCAGUGCUGCCCGACAUCAGACGGUGCAGGAGCAGCAGUGUUGGCCAGUGAAGACUUUGUCAGGAAACACCGUCUUGAGGCCCAGGCUGUGGAGAUUGUUGCCCAAGAGAUGGUGACCGACCUCUCGUCCACGUUUGAAGAAAACAGUUGCAUCAAGAUGGUGGGCUAUGACAUGUCUCAUUUGGCGGCUAAGAAGUGCUUUGAAGCUGCAGGACUGACACCCAGUGACGUUGAUGUGGUCGAGCUGCACGACUGCUUCUCAGCCAAUGAGCUCAUCACGUACGAGGCCCUCGGGCUCUGUCCUGAGGGUAAAGCCGGAGAACUGAUCGACAGAGGGGACAACACAUAUGGAGGAAAGUUUGUGGUCAACCCGAGCGGUGGUCUGAUCUCUAAAGGACAUCCUCUGGGUGCAACAGGUCUGGCGCAGUGUGCAGAGCUGUGCUGGCAGCUCCGCGGUCAGGCUGACAGGAGGCAGGUCCCUGGAGCUAAAGUGGCUCUGCAGCACAACAUCGGCUUAGGAGGAGCUGUGGUAGUCGCUCUCUACAGGAUGGGAUUCCCUCAGGAGGCCAGGUCCCAUGUUGCUGCAGUUCCCACCAGCUCGGGCAGCGGUCUGGAGGGCUUUAAAGCUUUUCCAGUCUUCAAAGAGAUGGAGAAACAUCUACAGGAGGAAGGCGAGCAGCUUGUCAAGAAGAUUGGUGGAGUGUUUGCCUUCAAAGUAAAGGAUGGACCAGAGGGGAAAGAGGCAACCUGGAUUGUUGACGUGAAAAAUGGCAAAGGUUCUGUCUCCAGUGAUCCAGGUAAAAAGGCUGACUGCACCCUAUCCAUGAGUGAUGUGGAUAUUCUGGAUCUGAUGACCGGAAAGUUGAACCCACAGACGGCGUUCUUCAAAGGGAAACUGAAGAUUACAGGGAACAUGGGCAUGGCCAUGAAGCUGCAGAACCUCCAGCUUACACCAGGCAAAGCCAAACUGUGAGAACCUUAGCAAGCUCUAA
Labrus bergylta (ballan wrasse) is the source of this 1742-nucleotide messenger RNA. It is a transcript of the gene scp2a, whose product is annotated as sterol carrier protein 2a. Lineage: Eukaryota; Metazoa; Chordata; Actinopteri; Labriformes; Labridae. Gene Ontology annotation, molecular function: acyltransferase activity, transferring groups other than amino-acyl groups. The record is from RefSeq and is a predicted model, not a curated record.